Messenger RNA from Cicer arietinum (chickpea), 723 nucleotides. NCBI's taxonomy places the organism in Eukaryota, Viridiplantae, Streptophyta, Magnoliopsida, Fabales, Fabaceae. The record is from RefSeq and is a predicted model, not a curated record.
AUGGUGGGCCAAUUCGUCAAACUGAAAUGGUUAAAAGACACAUUUGCUCAUGUUCCGAAUAAUGCAGCAGCUGAGCAAGUACAACAACAUUGUAGAGCGUACCUAUUACGCUUGAUUGGGGGUUUGGUAAUCCUUGACAAAUCUUGCAAUAGAGUUCAUUUGAUGUAUCUUCCCAUGUUGAAAUAUAUUCAACGUGUUCGACUAUAUAGUUGGGGUUCAGCGUGUUUGGCAAACUUUUAUAGACAAAUGUGUCGUGCAACCGCACCGUCUUAUGCAUGUAUGGGUGGAUGUACAUUGCUCCUUCAAUCUUGGGUAUGGUAUCGCAUGCCGUUCAUUUCCCCUCAUUGCACUAGAGAGAUAUCAUUUCCACUAGCAAAACGAUGGAUUAGCAGGGGACUAAUCCAUUUUGGAACUCCAUACGGGGAUCUUGUCAGUUAUAGAUCAAACAUUGAUCACAUGCAACAUUAUCAGUUCAUAUGGAUGCAUUAUAGGGGUCUUGAAAAUGUCAUACCACAACAAGCAUAUCAGGAUUCAAUGAUAUGGACUGCCAAAACUGCAUUGAUUUGUUUCUCAACUGUUGAAUGGCAUCAAAUAGAUAGAGUCAAAUUGCAAUUUGGACUUUUGCAGGAAAUACCAGAUGAACCUGAAAAUAUUGAUACACUUCACUAUCAGGAUAUGAGAGGGAAUCAUCUGGAAAAUUGGAAAGACAAACAUGCUGCAUGA